Molecule: messenger RNA, 3039 nt
Organism: Cylas formicarius (sweet potato weevil)
Lineage: Eukaryota; Metazoa; Arthropoda; Insecta; Coleoptera; Brentidae
Gene: insc
Product: protein inscuteable homolog
Exons: 8
Coding region: 149-2509 (786 amino acids)
Biological process (GO): asymmetric cell division; establishment of mitotic spindle orientation; apical protein localization
Cellular component (GO): apical cortex
Molecular function (GO): cytoskeletal adaptor activity
Source: RefSeq, a predicted model, not a curated record
AUAAAUAAAAUGUUACGGUGAUGCGAAAAAUCGUGCCGACCUUUUUAUCUGAGUACUUAAUUAACGCAAGAAACUAUUCAACUAAAUUGUGUUUGUGGUGAAGAUAUCGAUAAACAUUUAAUUUGGAAAAACCGGGGAACUCUUAGAAAUGAGUUUCAAACGGAGCCCGAGCAAAGUAUGGUGGGGCAGCGAAUCCCUAGAGUACCGGGAAGUGUCCUCCAGCCCCGGCAGUCAAGACUCCGGUUUUUCCGAUACGGAAACUAGUCCUCACAACCGGGAGACCGCGGGAAACGAAAAGCCCUCGAACGCUCCUCAUCAGAUCCCGAAGGGCAUAUUCAAAGAGUCCAGCGGAAGUGAAAAGUUGAACCUGUCGAGCAAUUACCGGGAGAAACUGAGCCCCGUCAAGGAAAACAUAGAUCAGAGGUUGGUUAGGAGCGAGAGGAAAAACUCGCCGCACGUUUCCAAAAAGUUUUCCACUGCCCCGAACACAGAGCCGGCUAAGAGACAAAGAUACGUCAAACACUCACCGAAAGUAAGCAGAAACCUAUUCGUAGACGCCUCCGCGACUAUAAAUGUCCAAGAAUGUAGUGACGAUUUGGCUCAUCAGUAUUCACGGCCCGUGACCAAAGAAUCGAAUGGUUCGGGUGGUCGAGAAACAACAAAAUAUGAAAACAGUCGAUUACCCAAGCACGACGCGUCUAGCACCAACGACAGCGAGUAUUCGGACACAACGAGCGAAAUAUCUUCUACCAAAUCGCUGCCGGUCAUCGGAAAAAAGUCCAAAGUAGUCACCACCUCUGCCGAAUUAAAUCUAACCGCCCCCGCGGUGUUGGAAACUGCCGAAAAUGAUGACUCCGAAGCUGUGACAAGUUUUAACUCGUUUUCUAGUGAUUGUGAGAGUGAAUUGGAGAGGCUUUUCGAUAAUUUGGGGGAGCCGGAGCAUACGUCCACUCCAAAAGCCGAUCUAAACGGUUGCAAGGACAUGAGACACAGGAGGGACCACAGAAGACUCCAUCAGAGGCUGGCGUUGCGUUACCGUGACGACCAAAGAGUGCCACCAAUCCACGCCGAGGGGAUCGUGGUGGACAACAAGGCUGUGCAGCGUUGGCUGGAGGAAGCCAGAACUGUGGAGGAGCAGGAGUGCACAAUCACGUUGCAGUGCAAAUCCAUAGCGGCUGAACUGAACCAGAAAACCUCCCAUCUAGCGGCUUGCGUAACGACUAUUUUGAGAGGGAUGCUAUCUCAUUCCAGGUGCAUAGAAAUGGAGUACAGAAACCUUAACAACGAGACGAAACAGAUCAACCCACUGGUCCAAAGCCUCGCGGGAAACAUCCUGGACUUCCUCAAAACGUACUCGAGCCGUGUGAGUUCGGAUAUCCUCACGCUCCACGACGAGAUCAGAACGUUAAACUCCGACCGGGUUCUGGAGCCCAUGGCGCAACUCUUCAACAAGUGGGAAACCGUGCAAAACCAAAUUCUAGUCAAAGAGGUGAAAAAGUUGGUAGACAAAAUCGAAGAUCCCGCUUCUGAGAUGGACCUCAGAGCGACGCUGACCGGCAUAAUAUCGGUCGCCUUGAGGAAUACCGAUUUGGUCGUCCAUUUCGUCAAGGCCGACAUUAUACCGAUCUUGUUGAUCCUUUGUGAAAAAUGUGAAGGGUCUUCGAUCAGGGCUAUCAUUCUCAGAGCGUUAAGCACGAUGUGCAGUCAUUCAUCGGCAGUGCGCCAUUUCGAGAAGUUUUCGGGAGUCCAGAUUAUCGCGGAUACUAUCGAGGAAGACAGCAGGCCGGAGCCGGAGAGGAGCGAGGCCGUAGGACUCUUGGCUCAAAUUACAGCCCCCUGGUUAGAGGAUAAUCAUUCGGUGAAAGGUCUGCAAGAAUACUCCAGAAAACUAGUGCGUUCCUUAACCAAGUUCGCAUCAUCAACCAAGUGCUGUCAGAACUUGUUGCUCUGCGCAGCGGCCUUAGCCAACCUCAGUUCCAUGGAUACCAACUGCGUAAAGUACCUGCUCCAAUACGAAGUCGCGUCGGUACUAUUGAAAUGCGUCAAAAGUCGCGGCCCUUUGGUCUCCAUCUACCUGCUUGAGCAGGUGGCCACGCUGCUCGCCAACAUGGCAGCUGUGGAGGUUGCCCGAGAACACCUCAGCCAAGCGGAGGCGCCGUCCGCAUUACUCCACUUUUUGAGAGCUCCGCGCAUCCGCCAUAACGAGGAAGUGGAGCGAAGAUUGCAGCAGAAGAGCGUGAUCGCGUUGUCGCGGCUGUGCGGCCAUAAAAGAGCAGCAGAAGAGUUCGUCGAGUGUGGUGGUGUUUCUAGAUUGGUAGAACUAUGCAGGGAAAGGGAUGAACGCUUCGAUAGCGAUGCCGUGUUGGUCGCUGCCUUGGCGACAUUGAGAAAAAUCGCGGAAGUAUGCGGCGCUGACGUGCUGAGUGUACAGGAUUCUCAGGAACUGGUGGAACCAAAGCUUCUGGAUUCGUUCCUAGCUUACUCUACUCAGAAUGAAAGUUACGUGUGAUGGUGAUGAAAGCAGUUACCGCGAUAUACAAUGGCACAACGUUAUUUGCGCAAUGUGUUUAUUUAAGAGUCUGACAGUUGACAGAAAUUUGAGCUCCUGCUCGCAAAAUGUAAAAAUGAAACUAAUGCAACACGUUAUGUAACCAUAAAAAUUAAAUUUGAUCAAGUAUAAUGGGUUUGGCUCAUUUAGAAUUUAAGGGAAGUGUCAGGAAUUUACUGCUGGAAAUACUUUAAAUAGGAGAUGAUAAUAAUCCAGUAAACUUUAAAUGAAGGCUUUGCGCGAAUAUAACCAUGUGUAUGUUUAAAAAAAAUAAUUUUGAUAUUCUUUUGUACUUUUAUAAUAAUUGUGUUCGUUAAUUUAGUAACAUUAUCAAAUUUACGAAAACGUAAUUUAUUAAUCUCCCCUAUUCUUAAUGCAAGCAAAUAUUGGGCAUAAUCCCUUCUGUUUUUUUCUUUUAUUUAUAUAUGUCAUUUUUGUUUUAUGUUCAGAAAAUUUAUAUAUGUUUUGUACCACAUUAUAAAGGAAUUGUU